AAUCAUGUUGGCAAACUAGAUGUUUGUUAGUGUUUUUAGUGUUGUUUUUGUUUAUUAUUCAACCAAAUGAUUGAAAAGUGUAACGUAUAGGAACAAAUUUACCGGAAUCGCCAAGAACGACGACUUUCACUUUUUCAAUUGCAGCCAUUCAAAAGAAACACCACUAGCAAGUUCCUACUGACACCCAACACUACGAUUCCAGUGUUGCCAGAAGGUUACAUUUCUUACAUUUUUCGUUACUUUUGACCCCCUCGCGUAACAUCACUGCAUCCACGAUGACAGAGGAGCGGCUUGUAACGGAAGUACCCAGCAGCCUGAAACAAUUAGCUCGUCUCGUUGUUAGAGGAUUCUACACAAUAGAAGAGGCACUCAUAGUAGAUAUGUUGGUCAGAAAUCCUUGUAUGAAAGAAGAUGAUAUUUGCGAGCUUUUAAAAUUUGAAAGAAAAAUGUUGAGGGCAAGAAUAUCAACCCUCAAAAAUGAUAAGUUUAUUCAAGUGAGAUUAAAAAUGGAAACAGGUCCUGAUGGCAAAGCACAAAAAGUUAACUAUUAUUUCAUAAAUUAUAAGACAUUCGUUAAUGUGGUCAAGUACAAAUUGGAUUUAAUGCGCAAACGAUUAGAAACUGAAGAGAGAGACGCCACAAGUCGUGCGAGUUUUAAAUGUCCAUCGUGCGGGAAAACUUUCACGGAUCUUGAGGCUGAUCAGUUAUACGAUAUGAUGACACAAGAAUUUCGUUGCACAUUUUGCAAUCAAGUCGUGGAAGAAGAUCUCUCAGCACUUCCUAAAAAGGAUUCGAGAUUAUUAUUAGCCAAAUUCAACGAACAACUGGAAACAUUGUACAUAUUACUGCGAGAGGUAGAGGGCAUUAAAUUAUCGCCUGAAAUAUUGGAACCAGAACCAGUGGAUAUCAACACUAUACGAGGAUUGACUAUGAAACAACCGAUGGCGCGGCCUUCAGGAGAACAAUGGUCCGGUGAAGCGACUCGCAACCAAGGCAUGUUGGUGGAAGAGACGCGCGUCGACGUCACCAUCGGCGAGAACGACAACGCCGUGGACCCCAACGCGCAGCGCAAGGAACGCCCCGUCUGGAUGGUGGAGAGCACCAUCGUCACCAACGACCAGAGCGAUAGCAUACAUUCAACAGAUGCUGCUCUUGAAAAAGCAGCAAACAACGCAAGCAACAAUAAGAGUGCCGCCAAAGAGAAGAACGACGAUAUUAUGUCGGUGCUGCUUGCGCAUGAGAAACAAAAUACAGGAAAUCCGACAUCGAACGCCGUGAAGGGCAUCGAACCUGACAGUUCGGAUUCCAGUGACAACGAAUCUAAAGAUCCGUAUAAAUUGAAAGAUGAGAUGGCUGCUGUCGCCGAAAUGGAAAGCGAGGAUUCUGACACAGACGAGAACGAACCAACUGUUAUGGUGAACGGAAAAGCGGUUGCAUUAACGAGCAUCGACGAUGACGUCAUCGCACAAAUGUCACCAUCCGAAAAGGACACCUAUAUUCAAGUGUAUCAGGAAUACUACAGUCAUAUGUACGACUAAUUGUCUCCGAAACACAUAUUAAAUGUACAGCGUCAAAUUAUUCUUU
This is a messenger RNA of Manduca sexta (tobacco hornworm), 1584 nucleotides long. RefSeq names its product general transcription factor IIE subunit 1 (gene TfIIEalpha). NCBI's taxonomy places the organism in Eukaryota, Metazoa, Arthropoda, Insecta, Lepidoptera, Sphingidae. Bases 276 to 1538 code for a protein of 420 amino acids. The transcript is spliced from 10 exons. The record is from RefSeq and is a predicted model, not a curated record. Gene Ontology annotation, biological process: transcription open complex formation at RNA polymerase II promoter; transcription initiation at RNA polymerase II promoter. Gene Ontology annotation, cellular component: transcription factor TFIIE complex.